Malaya genurostris is the source of this 758-nucleotide messenger RNA. RefSeq names its product general odorant-binding protein 83a-like. The transcript has 4 exons. The record is from RefSeq and is a predicted model, not a curated record. The coding region runs from base 56 to 490 and encodes 144 amino acids. NCBI's taxonomy places the organism in Eukaryota, Metazoa, Arthropoda, Insecta, Diptera, Culicidae. Gene Ontology annotation, molecular function: odorant binding. Gene Ontology annotation, biological process: sensory perception of smell.
UCUUUCGAUUAGUGAAUAUUGUUUUCUGAUUUAACGAUUUACUGACUCGAGCGCGAUGGGGCGUUUUAUCCUUUGUGUAUUAAGUAUUGUUAACGUGGUCAUGGUGCUAGCGGAUGUUACACCGAGACGAGACGCUGAGUAUCCACCACCAGAGUUGCUUGAAGCGUUGAAGCCCCUUCACGAUACCUGUGUUGCGAAAACUGGAGUAACUGAUGAGGCCAUCAAGGAGUUUAGCGACGGUCAGAUUCACGAGGACGAGAAACUCAAAUGCUACAUGAAUUGUCUAUUCCACGAGGCCCGCGUUGUCGAUGACAGUGGUAAUGUGCAUUUGGAGAAAUUGCACGAAUCACUUCCCGAUUCAAUGCACGACAUCGCUAUGCACAUGGGAAAACGUUGUCUCUAUCCGGAGGGAGAAAAUCUGUGCGAGAAGGCUUUCUGGCUGCAUAAGUGCUGGAAGCAGUCCGAUCCGAAGCAUUACUUCCUUGUUUGAAUUUCGGAACCAACGGAAAAACUAAGUCGAUUUCCUUCAACUGCUUCAAUGUUUUUCUACGGAAAUAAACUAAGAAUAUGAUCGUUUUUAUUGGAAGCAGCUGUUAAGUGAAAUUGAGUUGAGUUAACUUAGUUUUUAGCUUAUUUUAUAAUUGCACGUAGGAAAUGUAACUAACAGAGCGAAACUUCAAAAUUUUAUCAUAACAGUAACUAACCCAAAGCAAAAGAAAAUGUGCAUAAAAAAAAUCUAAUAAAAAUUUCUUAAUACA